GGUUCUGGAAUCAGGGUUCUGGGCUGGGACUGACUGCUGGCGGGGGAACAGCGUCUAAGUGGGAGAGGACCUCCUGAUUUUGGGGCUUGCCAGGAUGGGGCCCCUGAGGCUCAGCCCAGGACCCCGGGGGCAGCGGUUGCUGCUGCCCCCUUCGCUGCUGGCGCUGCUGCUCCUGCUGGCUCCAUCCCCGGGCCAGGCCACACGGGUCGUGUACAAGGUGCCGGAGGAGCAGCCACCCAACACCCUCAUCGGGAGCCUUGCCGCCGACUACGGCUUCCCUGACGUGGGCCAUCUGUACAAGCUAGAGGUAGGCGCUCCCUACCUUCGCGUGGAUGGCAAGACGGGUGACAUUUUCACCACCGAGACCUCCAUUGACCGCGAGGGGCUGCAUGAGUGCCAGAACCAGCUCCCUGGUGAGCCCUGCAUCCUGGAGUUUGAGGUGUCUAUCACAGACCUCGUGCAGAACGGCAGUCCCCGGCUGCUGGAGGGCCAGAUCGAGGUGCAGGACAUCAACGACAACACACCAAACUUCGCCUCACCCGUCAUCACUCUGGCCAUCCCCGAGAACACCAACAUCGGCUCUCUCUUCCCCAUCCCGCUGGCUUCGGACCGUGAUGCAGGCCCCAACGGAGUGGCGUCCUACGAGCUGCAGGCUGGGCCCGAGGCCCAGGAGCUCUUUGGACUGCAGGUGGCGGAGGACCAGGAGGAGAAGCAGCCCCAGCUGAUUGUGAUGGGCAACCUGGACCGUGAGCGCUGGGACUCCUACGACCUCACCAUCAAGGUGCAGGAUGGCGGCAGCCCCCCACGAGCCAGCAGCGCCCUGCUGCGUGUCACCGUGCUCGACACCAAUGACAACGCCCCCAAGUUCGAGCGGCCCUCCUAUGAGGCUGAACUGUCUGAGAAUAGCCCCAUAGGCCACUCUGUCAUCCAGGUGAAGGCCAAUGACUCGGACCAAGGCGCCAAUGCAGAGAUCGACUACACAUUCCACCAGGCGCCCGAGAUCGUAAAGCAUCUUCUGCGACUGGACAAGAACACUGGACUUAUCACCGUUCAGGGCCCUGUGGAUCGUGAGAACUUAAGCACCCUGCGCUUCUCAGUGCUCGCCAAGGACCGGGGUGCCAAUCCCAAGAGUGCCCGUGCCCAGGUGGUUGUGACUGUGAAGGAUAUGAAUGACAACGCCCCCACCAUCGAGAUCCGGGGCAUAGGACUAGUGACCCAUCAAGACGGGAUGGCCAACAUCUCGGAGGAUGUGACAGAGGAGACAGCUGUGGCCCUGGUGCAGGUAUCCGACCGAGACGAGGGAGAGAAUGCAGCUGUUACCUGUGUGGUUGCGGGAGAUGUGCCCUUUCAGCUACGCCAAGCCAGCGAGACGGGCAGCGACAGCAAGAAGAAGUACUUUCUGCAGACCACCACCCCACUUGACUAUGAGAAGGUCAAAGACUAUACCAUCGAGAUUGUGGCUGUGGACUCUGGCAACCCCCCGCUCUCCAGCACCAACUCCCUCAAGGUGCAGGUGGUGGACGUCAACGACAACGCCCCUGUGUUCACCCAGAGCGUCACUGAGGUCGCCUUCCCAGAAAACAACAACCCUGGGGAAGUGGUCGCUGAGGUCACUGCCAGUGAUGCCGACUCUGGCUCCAAUGCCGAGCUGGUGUACUCUUUGGAGCCUGAGCCAGCAGCCAAGGGCCUCUUCACCAUCUCACCUGAGACUGGAGAGAUCCGGGUAAAGACAUCCCUGGAUCGGGAGCAGCGGGACAGCUACGAGUUGAAGGUGGUGGCAGCUGACCGGGGCAGCCCUAGCCUCCAGGGCACAGCCACUGUCCUCGUCAAUGUGCUAGACUGCAAUGACAAUGACCCCAAAUUUAUGCUGAGUGGCUACAACUUCUCUGUGAUGGAGAACAUGCCCGCGCUGAGUCCAGUGGGCAUGGUGACUGUCAUUGAUGGGGACAAGGGGGAGAAUGCCCGGGUGCAACUCUCUGUGGAACAGGACAAUGGUGACUUUGUUAUCCAGAAUGGCACAGGCACCAUCCUCUCCAGCCUGAGUUUUGAUCGAGAGCAACAGAGUACCUACACCUUCCAGCUGAAGGCGGUGGACGGUGGCAUCCCACCUCGCUCAGCUUACGUUGGUGUCACCAUCAAUGUGCUGGAUGAGAAUGACAAUGCGCCCUUUAUCACCACACCCUCCAAUACCUCCCACCGGCUGCUGACCCCUCAAACGCGCCUUGGCGAAACGGUCAGCCAGGUGACGGCUGAGGACAUUGACUCUGGUGUCAAUGCUGAGCUGACCUACAGCAUCGCUGGCGGCAACCCUUACGGACUUUUCCAGAUUGGGUCGCACUCAGGUGCCAUCACCCUGGAGAAGGAGAUUGAGCGGCGCCACCACGGGCUCCACCGCCUGGUGGUGAAGGUCAGUGACCGUGGCAAGCCUCCACGCUAUGGCACGGCCUUGGUCCACCUCUAUGUCAAUGAGACUCUGACCAACCGCACGCUGCUGGAGACCCUCCUGGGCCACAGCCUGGACACACCACUGGAUAUUGACAUUGCCGGGGAUCCAGAAUAUGAACGCUCCAAGCAGCGUGGCAACAUCCUCUUUGGCGUGGUGGCCGGCGUGGUGGCCGUGGCCUUGCUCAUCGCCCUGGCGGUCCUCGUGCGUUACUGCCGGCAGCGGGAGGCCAAGAGCGGCUACCAGGCUGGGAAGAAGGAGACCAAAGACCUGUAUGCCCCCAAGCCCAGCGGCAAAGCCUCCAAGGGAAACAAGAGCAAGGGCAAGAAGAGCAAGUCCCCGAAGCCCGUGAAGCCCGUGGAGGACGAGGACGAGGCUGGUCUGCAGAAGUCCCUCAAGUUCAACCUGAUGAGUGAUGCCCCUGGCGACAGUCCCCGCAUUCCCCUGCCCCUCACCCCCCCGGGCAGCCCAGCCCUGGGCCGCCACUACCGCUCCAACUCCCCGCUGCCUUCCAUCCAGCUGCAGCCCCAGUCACCCUCGGCCUCCAAGAAGCACCAGGUGGUGCAGGACCUGCCACCUGCAAACACAUUCGUGGGCACCGGGGACACCACAUCCACGGGCUCUGAGCAGUACUCCGACUACAGCUACCGUACCAACCCCCCCAAAUACCCCAGCAAGCAGUUACCUCACCGCCGUGUCACCUUCUCGGCCACCAGCCAGGCCCAGGAGCUGCAGGACCCAUCCCAGCACAGUUACUAUGACAGUGGCCUGGAGGAGUCUGAGACACCAUCCAGCAAGUCAUCCUCGGGGCCUCGGCUCGGUCCCUUGGCCCUGCCCGAGGACCACUACGAGCGCACCACCCCUGAUGGCAGCAUUGGGGAGAUGGAGCACCCUGAGAACGACCUUCGCCCUUUACCUGAUGUCGCCAUGACGGGCACGUGUACCCGGGAGUGCAGUGAGUUUGGCCACUCUGACACAUGCUGGAUGCCUGGCCAGUCGUCUCCCAGCCGCCGGACCAAGAGCAGCGCCCUCAAACUCUCCACCUUCGUGCCUUACCAGGACCGAGGAGGGCAGGAGCCUGCGGGCGCCGGCAGCCCCAGCCCCCCGGAAGACCGGAACACCAAAACGGCCCCCGUGCGCCUCCUGCCCUCCUACAGUGCCUUCUCCCACAGUAGCCAUGAUUCCUGCAAGGACUCAGCCACCUUGGAGGAAAUUCCCCUGACCCAGACCUCGGACUUCCCACCCGCAGCCACACCGGCAUCUGCCCAGACGGCCAAGCGCGAGAUCUACCUGUGAGCCCCCUUCUGGCCGGCUGGCAGCCCCUUCCCCAGCCGCCGGCCAGCCCCCAAAUGGGCCCGUUCCUGGGCUCCCACCCUUGACCCCUCCAGCGUGGACUUCCUGGCCAGGGCCCCAAGUGGGGUGGGGAGUACUGGCCUCAUGAUCACGCUGCCCUUCUCCCAGGCAGGGUCCAGGUCCUCUUCCCUCAUUUCCAUCCCCCAGGAGCCCUCCCUUCCCUUUCUUGGGGCUCCCCCCAACCGAUGCCCAAGAGGGCUCCUCUACAAUGACUGGGCUCUCUUCCCUAGACCUCCAGGGAGCACCCCUCGAUUUGGGCAGAUGGUGGAGUCAAGGGUGGGCAGUACGCUUUCAACUCACUGUUUCCCGCAUGGCUGGCCGGGGGGCGGCUGGCAUGCCCGAUGUUAGCCCUGAAGCAGGGCUGAGCAGGGGAGCCCCCUCCCUGGGAACUCCCAGAGGAAACUUGACCGCCAGGGACUCCCUGAAGGGCUUUAGUUACCAAAGGUGGGAUGGGGAUGGGAGUGGAGCAGAGGCCUGGUCUUCCCUUCCUGCUCCUGGGCUGGCCCACCUGCCUGCCACAUGCCCACACCCAGUCCCAUCCGCCCCCCCCCGUCCCCUGCUGGUCAUGCAGUGUCUGUAUAUAAGGACCUUGGAAUGACGUCCCCAUUUCUGCCUGAUUUGCAACUUUUCUCGUUGAUGUUGUGUUGUCUUGGGGGACCCCUGGAGGGGGGACCUGCCCUGUGCCCCCUCCUCCCUGCCGCAGUGCUCCCCCACCCCAGGCCUCUAUUGUUCCAUGUUGUAAAUACCCCUGGGGCCGUGGUGGGACGGGGGUGCAGGCCAGGGAAACAAUGGGUGGGGGGGGCGGGGUCACAUUCGCCUAUCAGCAGAGCUGGGCUUUUAUUUAAUUUUUUUUAAAAAUA
Carlito syrichta (Philippine tarsier) is the source of this 4656-nucleotide messenger RNA. It is a transcript of the gene PCDH1, whose product is annotated as protocadherin 1. Gene Ontology annotation, cellular component: plasma membrane. Gene Ontology annotation, biological process: homophilic cell-cell adhesion. Gene Ontology annotation, molecular function: calcium ion binding. The record is from RefSeq and is a predicted model, not a curated record. NCBI's taxonomy places the organism in Eukaryota, Metazoa, Chordata, Mammalia, Primates, Tarsiidae.